AUGGAGGAAAUCGGUACCAGAGCCGGAAAUGGGUCGCCGGAAGUGGGGGACCUCAUCGGCGGUCGCUCUGUCAGAGAUGAAAGACGGCCGGAGACGGAAGACGACCGGAGAUGGAGAUCGCACGGUGGUUGGGUUUUGGCCGAAGAUGGAGAACGACGGUGGGAGGCUCGUGCGAAAAUGGUCGCCGGAACUGGAAGAACGACAGAGAACGGCCAGAACUGGAUGAACAAUGAAGAACGGACGGUGGUUGGCCGAAGAUGGAGCACGACGGUGGCGGGUCGUGCACGGUGGUCGACGGAUUUGGAAGCUUGGAAUCAUGCCUCCAUGUUGCGGCAUGUUUGGAAUCAGUUUGCUAGAUCAGGUUCCAUAUGGGUUGCUUGGAUUAAAGAGAACAUAUUGAAAAAUAAGAGUUUUUGGAAUAUUGGUAUCUCUCAAAACAGCUCUUGGUGUUGGAGAAAGCUGCUGAAAUUGCCUGUCUUAGCCAAACACUUCCUCAAAUUUGAUCUGGGGGAUGGGGAAAACAUUCACUUAUGGCUGAACCAUUGGCACCCUUGUGGAAUAUUGUUCGAUACUUAUGGUUUUCGAGUUGUCUAUGAUGCUAAGAGUAGACUGAAAGCUAAACUUUCUUUUGUAAUAAAAAAUAAAGUUUGUUGUUGGAAAGCUGCUCGUUCUAAUGCUCUUGUAGAUAUCCAAAGUAGGCUCCCUGAAAUCAAGAUAGGUGCUUGUGACAUUCCUAUUUGGUCUAUCUCCAAUAAGGGUUCUUAUGUAUACUCUGAUACUUGGGAAUAUCUUCGGAAGAAAAAUGAGGUGGUAGAUUGGUGGCAACUUGCCUGGAAUGGCAUGAAGAGCUGUGAACAUCUAUUCUUUGAGUACAGUUUCAGUCAUCGCAUUUGGAAAGCUGGAAUACACCUUUGCAUUGUGGAUAAUCCUCCUUCUCGUUGGGAAGAAGUAAUGAGUUUGGGUAGUAGAAAUUGGAAGGGCAAUUCCAUGCAUGCUACCCUGUGUAAGCUGGUGUUGAGCUCCUCGGUGUAUAAUCUAUGGAGUUCUAGGAAUGAGAUCAAGCAUAAUGGUUAUCCCAAAACAGAAGAACAAUUCUUGAAGGUGAUUUUUUGGAAGGUAAGAUCCAUAAUUUUGGGAAAGGGGAAGUUUCCAAAGUCUCAUGCCAAUGUUGUCCCCUGUCAAGCUUGGACAUUUCUGUAG
This is a messenger RNA of Alnus glutinosa, 1200 nucleotides long. RefSeq lists its product as uncharacterized. NCBI's taxonomy places the organism in Eukaryota, Viridiplantae, Streptophyta, Magnoliopsida, Fagales, Betulaceae. The record is from RefSeq and is a predicted model, not a curated record. The transcript has 3 exons. Bases 1 to 1200 code for a protein of 399 amino acids.